Entamoeba invadens IP1 is the source of this 690-nucleotide messenger RNA. Its product is annotated as leucine rich repeat containing protein BspA family protein. The annotation marks the transcript as partial. NCBI's taxonomy places the organism in Eukaryota, Evosea, Mastigamoebida, Endamoebidae. The transcript has a single exon. The record is from RefSeq and is a predicted model, not a curated record.
CGAGAUGUGUUUAUUAAUUGUCGGACAUUGUCGUCAGUUCAAGUCAUUAAAACUGGUCGAGUUAACAUUAAUUCGAAAUGUACGUUUUCAAAUUGUUGUCUUCUGAAAGAGUUUGAAAUGCCAAAUUUCGUGACUUCAAUUGGGGAUAAAGCAUUUGAACAAUGUUCUUCAUUAUCAAAAAUAAUACUAGGAAAUCGUGUUGAAUGUCUCAAAGAUUUGUGUUUUGCAAAUUGUAUUAAUUUGGAGGAAAUUUCUUUGCCAAAAACAGUGACUUAUAUUGGAAAUUAUACAUUUUUGAAUUGCGUCAACUUACAACGGAUUUAUCUACCUAAAAGUGUUUCAAAAUUAUCACCAAUAGCUUUUUUGAAUUGCGAAAAGUUACACGAAAUUUAUAUAGAAGGAGAACAAGUGUAUGAAAUUGACUUUCCAAUCUCAUUUGGUGUAUUUCAGAAGUUUUUGAAGAAUGGGGUUCAAUGCAAAAAUAUAUAUUUCGUGGGAUGUGAUUUUGAAAAAUACUCGAGAAUUGUCAUAGAAAAUAACCAGAAAAUAUGCGAAAUACCGAAGGGUGUAAAUUAUUUAUCAAAACAAUGUUUACACAACUAUUACGGGUAUGAUAUCAUCCAUUUUCCUCAAAGUUUAAAAAAAGUUGAAAAUUUAUCAAGCGAGUUUGGAGUCAUGGUUUAUCCAUAA